Molecule: messenger RNA, 4791 nt
Organism: Portunus trituberculatus (swimming crab)
Lineage: Eukaryota; Metazoa; Arthropoda; Malacostraca; Decapoda; Portunidae
Product: metabotropic glutamate receptor 3-like
Exons: 17
Coding region: 341-3184 (947 amino acids)
Biological process (GO): G protein-coupled glutamate receptor signaling pathway; regulation of synaptic transmission, glutamatergic
Cellular component (GO): membrane
Molecular function (GO): group II metabotropic glutamate receptor activity
Source: RefSeq, a predicted model, not a curated record
AAGGCAGUCACCAACCCUCACGUCUCUUUUACCCCGCGCGACCUUCCCAGCCACUCAUUACUCAGGCUACCUCGCCCCGCCGCGCACGUUCCAGUCUUAAGUCCCGCGGCGUGCUGACUUGUUUACACGUGUUUCUGUUUUUGUGCGUGUGUCUGUGUGUAUGUGUAUAUUUGUGUUGUGUUGCGGUACGCUGAUGGUUUAUUCUACGUAGUGCUUCGUUGACUUGGAUUUGUGUUUCUUAAGUUACGGUGUUGACGUUCCGUGGGAGGAGAAGAAGACAUAGAAGAAGAAGAAGAAGAAGAAGAAGAAGAAGAAGAAGAAGAAGAGGAGGAGAAGGAAGAUGCUACUCUUCCUUAUAGUGGUAAUGGUUGUUGUUGUUGGAGGAGGAGGAGGAGGAGGAGGAAGCAGAGAAGUAGCAGCACAUUCCCAAGACACUGCCCAGAAGACGCAGACGGAGGAGGCGCUAAGUAAGAUGAUGGUGUACCCGCAGGACGCCACACUGUACCUCGGCGCCCUGUUCCCGAUACACGCUAGCGAGAGGGACAUGACCACUGAGGAGGAUGUGUGCACCUACCUCCAGAAGCGGGAAGGCAUCGAGGCCCUGGAGGCGCUGCUGUUUGCCCUGGACGAGGUGAACGGUGACAAGACCCUCCUGCCGGGGAUCACGCUGGGCGUCAUCGCGCUGGACUCCUGUAACUCACCAAGCCUCGCCCUCAACCAGAGCCUCGGCUUCAUCAAGGGCUUCUUGGCGGGGCAGAAUCAGCACCACGAGAAGGAGUUCACGUGUGCGGACGGCUCCACACCUGUGUACCGCAGCGGGCAGUUUGACAAGGUGGUGGGCGUGAUCGGGGGUCAGCGCUCCUCCGUGUCCAUACAGAUGGCCAGCGUAUUACGAGUGAUCCAGCUGCCUCAAGUAAGCUACCUCAGCACCUCGGCCUCUCUGGACAACCAUCAAAGGUACCCGUUCUUUCUACGCACCGUGCCCUCAGACGCCACCCAGGCUCAAGCCAUCCUGCGCAUCAUGAGUGAGUUCUCCUGGACCCACGCGGGUGUAGUGUACAGCGCUGAAGAGUACGGUGUGGGCGGUUACCGAGAGCUGUCGAGCCGCGCCCACCUGUAUGACGUGUGCUUCGCUUCGCCCGCCCACAAGCUGUCUGCCCACGACCCCGACGGCGCCUAUAGUAGGGUUGUGAACGAGCUGAUCAAGGGGGAAUUCAAAGUGGUGGUGGUUUUCGCCAUCCGGGAGGUGGCGGUGCGACUGCUCAAUACGGUGAGGCUGAUGGGCCACCAAGACACCUUCCUAUGGCUGGGCUCCGACGGCUGGACCUACGACACGCCCACGGAAUUGUCAGGCGUCGCGGAGGGCGCCCUGGCCAUCCAGCCUCUGGCGAAGAGCAUGCCGGGCUUCGACGAGUACUUCACGAGCCUUGCCCCGGACACUAAUACCCGCAACCCGUGGUUCCAAGAGUACUGGCAGCACCGAGACUUCCAGGAGCCCGUACGCAGCCAGCGCCCGGGUGGUCGAAGCCUGGAGGACGAGCCUGAGGCCAGCCAGGUGAGCUUCAAGCCUUACCCACACGAGCCGUGGCUGCACUUCGUGAGGGGCGCCGUGAUGGCUUUCGCCCACGCCCUGCACUCUAUGUGGGAGGAGGAGUGUGGGGGGGAGGAGAGGCUGUGUGAGGCCAUGGCGCACGGCGGACACCUGCACGGCCACCACCUACUGCAGCACCUGCGUGACGUAUCCUUCACAGAUCUGAGCAACGAGACCUUCCGCUUCACUGGCGCGGGGUCCGGCCCGGCGCGGUACACGGUCUUCAACUACCAGAAGGUGCAGGGCUACGACGAAUACGAGUGGAUACCCGUGGGCAGCUACUUCAACAUCACAGGGGAGGCUCCGCAGCUCAACCUCACCACGGCGCCUCUCAAGUACCGGCCCGGGUCUAAUUUCCCCGUCUCUUCCUGCGGGACUCCCUGUGGACCGAGCCAGGAGCGUGUGCCGGCUCAGGACUCCUGUUGCUGGAGCUGCAAGGACUGCCGCCACGACCAGUACUACAACACCACUGAGGGGAGGUGCCACGACUGCUCCGUGUGCACGCUGCCUGACCCGGCCGGCCAGCGAUGCGUGCCCAAGGAGGAGAAAUCUAUUGACUACAGGAGUCGCUGGUCCAUCACUUCUCUCGCUCUGGCCAGCCUUGGAAUCUUUAGCACUGUGCUGGUUGGCAUUAUCUUCUGGGUGCAUCUGGAGACUCCUGUGAUUAAGGCCGCCUCCAGGGAGCUAUCCUACAUCCUACUGGGGGGUAUCCUGCUAUCCUUCCUCAUGAGCUUUAUCAUCGUGGCGCCCCCCAACAAGAUAUCCUGCGGCCUUACCAGGUUCUUCCUCGGCUUCAGCUACUCCGUCUGCUACGCCGCCGUGCUCACCAAGAUCUCACGUAUCUCUAGGAUCUUCAAUAGUACUCACUCCAAGAAGUCUCAUAAGGCGCGGUACACAUCCCCGUGGAGUCAGGUGGUGAUCGUGGUGAUGCUGGUGAGCGUGGAGGUGGUGAUCAACGUGUGCUGGCUGGUGUUGAGGCCUCCCAGCACCAAGACACUGUGCUACCCCACCACAGACUACCAAGUGAGGAUCUGCGGUGGGCUGGACGACUACUCCUAUAUCGUGGGUCUUAUCUACCCUCUGAUCCUCGUGCUCUUCUGCACCAUCUACGCCAUCAAGACCAGGAAGUGCCCGGAUGGUUUCAAUGAGGCCCGAUAUAUCACCUUCACUAACUACACCACCUGCAUCAUCUGGCUCAUCUUCGUGCCGCUCUACUUGUCUGCCGGGGUGACGGAUGACAUCAGGGUGGUCACCUUGGCCCUCUCCCUCUCCCUCGGAGGCUUUGUGCAGCUGGGGUGUCUCUUCUUCCCCAAGGUACAUGUGGUUCUGUUCAAGCCAGAAAAGAACACUCGAGAUGCAGUGAUGUCUGUGAUGCGGCACUCCUCCAAUAGGGGUGAUUCACUGUACAAGAAGCAGCCAGACCACCAUAGUGCUCCUGCCGUCUUUGUCCUAAAUGGCGGUGGACAUCAGAAUGGAGCACCACCCACGUCCUCGCCACUGCCUCAUCCCGUGCUGCGAGACUCCCCUGGCAGAGUGAACCAGGUGUACAUGAGCACAAUCCACAGCCGGCAGGAGGACAUGGAUUACCUCUAGUUGCCUUCUUAAUAAUGACAUCCAGUAUUUAUGUUGGUUUAUUUAUACCAUACAUUCCUGUCUCCUCAGCAUUUUAACAUAUACCAAAGUGUUGUUGAUAUAGUACAAAGGGGAAGAGAGAGAGAGAGAGAGAGAGAGAGAGAGAGAGAGAGAGAGAGAGAGAGAGAGAGAGAGAGAGAGAGAGAGAGAGAGAGAGAGAGAGAGAGAGAGAGAGAGACUUAGAUUUUAGAAUUAAUGAAACUACAGUAUUCAUUAUUUUGGUUGUGACAUAAUGUAAAUAAUUCUUUCUUCUGUUCACGGACAUAAUGACUCAAAUGCACAAAGGUGUAGGAGAGAAAGUACUUAAAUAUCAUCUUUACCUUUACCUCCACAAAUGCUUAGUGGCUGAAGUGUUGCCUUGAUGCACCUCAUCUAUGUGAGUGUGUUUUGUGAUCUACUUCUGUGAUAUACCUAUACCUUGCUUAAGUUAUAUUUGUUUCUCAUAUGUUACAGUAAUCCAUAUUAAGUUAUUCCUACAUGACAAUUUGUGUUUUUGAACUAUUCUUGUUUCUCUUUAUAGUUUUUAAGUAUCUAUGUUACUGUUACCAGUUCAUUUAUGUUGAAAUUAUAUAUAUAUUCCUCAUUAGUUUGUAAGUUUUAUAUUACAAAAUCAUUCAUGUUUGGCUUAUCCAUAUUUGUUACUCAUAAAUUAUAUUAGUCAUUCUUAAAGUCACCAAUCUUUCAUACACUACUCUUUUUGGUGACUAUGUACCAUGUUUUCUUUAUACACAAAUAUUAUAAACUUCUAAAGCUAUAAUUGUAUCUGCUCAAUAAGAACUAAUCAAACUUUCCACCAGGACAUGCUGUCUUCCCUAAGUUACAUAACAAAGACAUUGUUUUAUAUUCACCACAUCUUAAAAUAAGAUUGUGGGGAAUUUCACCUAAAGAAUUGAAAAAUAAAUAGCAAAAAACAUUUUUUUUUUUUUUUAAGUAUUUUGUUAUCUCUUUUUUAUUUCUUUAUAUAUUUGGAAGCCACUUCACAUAUGAAAAAGAAAGCAAAUUUGUGUAGUACAUGUUGUGUAGUAUAUAAAACAUGUACAUAUUCUUAUGUAUGGUAUCCUUAGGUAUCUCAAUUCUGGCAAUAAAAUGACAAACUUCCAAUUCUUGUCUUAGUUGUUGUGGCUAGAAUUACUGAAUCACUCCACUUCACCUGAUAAAUUAUUAUUAUGCAGAGCACUUCAGCAGAGGUGACCAAGAAACAUAAGCAAUAAAUGCAUAACAAAUGACAUUCAUAGUAAAACAGUUGGAGGGAAGUGAUGGUACACUCCACCUGUACCACCUGCCUUCUGACCAGGUCACAAGGGAGUGCAGGCCAAGUGUGUGUAACCUGUGAACUAUAUAUAAAGAUAGCAUAAGCAGUUCCCACAGAAUGAUGCAAAGGUUUCCAAACAAAUACCCAUGACAGUACAAUAACAAUAACAAGCUGCUGUAUGGUUUGCAUGAAAAGAAAAUAAUGUCUUUUCUUGUCUAUCUCAAUGAGGACCACCAUAUGGCAACACGAGGAGGAACAAUGACAUGAGAGAGAGAGAGAGAGAGAGAGAGAGAGAGAGAGAGAGAGAGAGAGAGAG